UCCGCGGUGGCUGCUGCGGGCAGGAUUUCCGGCCCUGCCAGGCUGCCCAUUCCCUUGGGCAAAAACCCUUCUCCUAAGCAGGCCCUGGGCACAUUUUCUCUCUCUCUCAAAAAGUACCAAAAUUUGGACAUCCUCUGAUUUUUUAUUCUUUUAACACCCCCCCCCCCCACCCCAAUUUGGAUGAGAUGAAAGUGACGGUGUGUUUUGGCAAGACAGGGAUAGUGGUUCCCUGUAAGGAUGGACAGAUCCGGGUCAGAGACUUAACCCAGCAGGCUCUGCAGAGAUACUUAAGAACCAAAGAGAAGGAUCAUGCUUACUGGGUGGACAUUCACCAUCUGGAAUACACAGAUGGGGGAAUCCUGGACCCAGACGACAUUCUGGCAGAUGUUGUGGAAGACAAAGAUAAGCUGAUUGCUGUGUAUGAUGAACGAGAUCCACACCCGAAGCUUGAUGACGUAAAUGGUAGCCAGAUAGACCGAAACAGCCCGGAUGCUUUUGAGUCAGAGGUCGCUGCCCAGUUAGCUGCAUUUCAGCCAAUUGGAGGAGAGAUCGAAGUGACACCCUCUGCCUUGAAACUAGGAACACCCCUGUUAGUAAGGAGGAGCAGCGAUCCACCACUGGGCCCACCCCUUGACUUUCCUCCGGGAGCUUCGCAUGUCAGUGACCGUACUCUGAAGACUUCUAUGUCGGAUUCAACGUAUUCAUCCUCUGAAGACUGGGAUCUUGCUACACACAGCGAUGUGCUGACAUCUCAGAAAUCAAAGUUCACUUUCAGUAACAUUACAAGAAUGGUGGAGAUUUCUGGGGAAGGUGGCCCUUUGGGAAUUCAUGUGGUACCAUACUUCUCAUCAUUAAGUGGAAGGAUUCUAGGGCUCUUUAUCCGUGGCAUUGAGGAAAAUAGCCGGUCUAAGCGGGAUGGACUUUUCCAUGAUAAUGAAUGCAUUGUUAAGAUUAACAACACAGAGCUUGCCGAUAAGACCUUUGCACAAGCACAGGAUAUUUUCCGCCAAGCAAUGAAAUUGCCCAGUAUAGUCUUGGAAGUGGUUCCUCCGUACAACCGUGAACAGUAUGAAAAGUCCGUCAUCACUCCUUUAUAUUCUGCAGAUAAUGUUGAGCGUGUUUCAAAGGCAAAGAUUCCACCUCCCAUCCAUCCAAAGCCAACACCAGACAUGUGUGGAAUGAGCAAUCUGGAGACUGGUGUGCAGACAGUACUACAUGCUGCCAAAAGUCCCAAUCUUCCAAAACUCUGUAGAAAGCCAUCAUCACCAUCUUUGUCUCCACUGAUGGGUUUUGGCAGUAAGAAAAAUGCAAAGAAAAUAAGGAUAGACCUUAAGAAAGGCCCUGACGGCCUUGGUUUCACGGUGGUUACCAGGGACUCUUCAGUUCAUGGUCCUGGCCCAAUAUUUGUGAAGAAUAUUUUACCACGGGGUGCAGCAGUUAAAGACGGGCGUUUGCAGUCUGGAGACAGAAUACUGGAGGUGAAUGGUAGAGACAUCACUGGCAGAACCCAGGAGGAGUUGGUUGCUACCCUGAGGAGCACAAAGCAAGGAGAGCUGGUCUGCUUGGUGGUUGCUCGGCAAGAAGAAACCUUUCUGCCCCGAGAGCUGAAAGGAGAGCCCUACUGCAGUGUCCUUUCCGUGGAGACAACAGAGCAGUUGACUUUUGAGAUCCCCCUGAAUGACUCCGGUUCAGCUGGUCUUGGCGUGAGCUUAAAGGGUAACAAAUCUCGAGAGACAGGGGCUGACCUUGGGAUUUUCAUCAAAUCAAUCAUCCAUGGAGGUGCUGCUUAUAAGGAUGGCCGGUUGCGAACAAAUGACCAGCUUCUUGCAGUGAAUGGGGAGUCUUUGCUUGGCAAAUCCAACCAUGAAGCCAUGGAGACUCUGAGGCGGUCCAUGUCUAUGGAAGGAAACAUUCGGGGCAUGAUCCAGCUAGUGGUCCUGAGGAGACUGGAUAGGCAAGCUGAAGCGGAGCAUGCAGAGCCUGUGGUGCUAUUUCCAAAACUGGAACCGGAGGGAAGUGUUCAUUUCACAACCUUCCCAAGGCAUAGUGAUGCUGCUGUGCAGUGUUUUGUCCCGUGCAGCCCUCAGGAGAGGUUGAGAGAGCUUUGUACAUCUCAGCAGGGCCUGGCUGAAAAUGAAAUCCCACCUCCUUUGCCUCCUCAUCCCAGUGACGAUGAACUGCUCACAGAUUAUAAUCAUAGCUCAGUAGCAGAUUCAGUUGCAUAUUUACCAGAUCAGCACAUCCACUUCAGAUCACUGACACUGGCCAAGCAGACGGAAUCAAUUAAUCUGAAAGCCUCUAAGAGCAUGGAUCUUGUGGCAGAUGAAAGCAAAGUUAGCUUGCUGACGGGACAAAAAUUAGAAUCUCCUGGUAAAGAUAUUGGUCCCACCCUUGGUCUGAAGAAGUCGAGCUCCCUCGAGAGUCUACAGACGGCUGUUGCUGAAGUGAAGAAGAAUGAGCUUCCUUUCUACAGGCCCAGGCCUCACAUGGUCCGUGGCAGAGGCUGCAAUGAAAGCUUCAGGGCUGCCAUAGACAAGUCGUACGAUGGCCCUGAAGAUACAGCACAAGAUGGCCUUUCUGAUAAGAGCUCUCUUUCUGGUCAGGAAGCGCAGAACUUUGAACCAAUUUUUCAAAUGAACUCUGAAUUACAAGUGACAGAAGGCAAGGUAAAGAAACACAAGAGAAGCAAAGAAAAAUUGAAGAUAAAAGAAAAGAAUAAAAAAGUGAAUCCACAGAGCAAACCUAAAGAAAAGGACAAGAAAGAAGAGACUGAGGAUCCAGAAAGAAAAACAAAGAAGAAAAGUUUGGGUGCCAUGUUGAGGUUUGGCAAGAAAAAAGAGGAUAAAGGUGCAAAGGGCAAUCAGAAGGGAAAUUCAAAGCAUGGCCCACUCAAAGAAGAAGACCUAGAAAAGAUGAAGGAGGAACGAGAAAGGAUCGGCGCAAAACAUCAGGAGCUACGGCAGAAGCAGGCAAGAGACCUGAUUGAGUAUUCCACUGGUCCUGUAGGACCACCGCCAGAUAUGGAUGAUGAUGAGACAGAUCCAAACUACGCACGGGUGAAUCACUUCCGGGAAAGGUAUCCAACCAUCAGUACCUACAGGCCAUCUUCUCCACCUCUUCCAGAGAACCCUCCAGCGCCUGGGGAUAGGGAUCACUUGGAAGGACUGUAUGCAAGGAUAAACAAGCCACUUCAUCAACACGUUCCCAUGGAAAGUGACCACCCAACUGGCGGAACUGCAGACCGUAUCCUGAAGUUACGGAAGGAAUACCAUCAGGCAAGGCGGGAAGGCUUACCGUUCUAUGACGAAGAGGAAGGCAGAGGAAGGCCAGCUGAUUAUGAUCAACACUGGGUUCCUGGAAAAGGUCCAGAUGGGGCUUCACACCAUCCUCAGUUUGAAGGCAUGGAAAGACAAUAUGCCUCCUUGCCCAGGCACGGAUCUGUAGAACCAAUGGAGUACUUAACGGGGCUGCUGCGAGUAACAUACAAAGAGAGAGAUCUUCCUUACUAUCAAGAAGGCCAGCCUGCAGCCCAUCCCUCCCAAGGGAGCUACGCUCACCCCCAAGAUGGCCCCAGAGCAACAGAGUUAUGGUAUCCUCAGUAUUACCCACCACAGGCAGUCGCCCAGCACAAAGGACCCCUCCGCCAAGAUGUGCCACCGUCACCACCUCAGAGCCACAGAGCUCUGCCCUAUAACGAAAUGGGCAGAACAGGCCACCGUCGAACCACUCCUGAGCAAUACGCUUAUAGGCCUCAAGAUCCCAGGCAGAAAGACCCCAUGACCGCAGCUGUAUAGCCUCCAGCCGAACUCUUCUGGAUACCGUAGAAGUGGACUGUCAGCGUCGUAUUAGCUGCCCCUGCUGAGCUUUGCUUACUCAAGGAAGAGGUCCCUUAUCUCCAGCCAACACAUGCUGGAUAUAUUCUUAAACAUAGGGCAAGCUUAUUGGAAAAAAAAAAGAGAUACAUUGACUUUUAGGUAUUAUGGUGUAUCAAAGAUUUUUUAAAAUAUAUAUAUAUACACAUAUAUAUAUAUAUAAAAUAUACAACAAUUAUUUGGCCAUAGAAGAUGGUAGAUGAACAAUAAGAAAAAUAGAGCACACCUCUCAGCGCCACUCAGGGCUAUUUGCAACUAUUCAGGCACAUACGAGACGCCUGGGUUGGGGGGAUCCCUUCUGAAACUCUCCCUCGUUGUGCCUCUGUGACACAGCAGGCCUUUCCUUGCUAGGCUGUUCCUUGACCAGAGAAUUUGGGAUACAUUCCCCAGUCCUCCAAUUUGUUUACAAAAUGGCUUCAUUGUGUUGGGAAAUGCAUUCCAUUCAUGUUGCUUCCUAAAAUUUGUUUUUGUCAUCAUGUGGGAAAUACCACAUUUUCCUCUAAUCUUCUCAGGCAUCUUUUUUAAAUGGCCUGUGGGGAUGUUCAUUUUGUAUCCUAAAAUUUGUUUGUGUGUCCCAUGUUAAGAAAUCUUUCUCUUUUUCUAAACACGAAGUGUACAGAUGGAUAUACGGGGAAAACGGGGUACAUAGGGGGUUCUUAGAAAUAUCCUACAUGGCUGCAUUGUGAGAGCACCUAAAACGACACGCCAAAGAGCUCGAGGAAUAUGUUACCUCAUCUUCUGACUUCCUUACUGUGGGGUAUUUUAGCCCAUUUGGGGGGGGGGCAAGUGUGUGUUUUUGUGUCCUCAUAAAGAGAGCUGGUUCUCUGUUGGUAAUGUCCAAAGUGCCUGUUGGCAUAUCUGUUAAUAAUAGUAAGCUUAGUGGGUCAGCAAUUUUGGCUCUAUCCCUUGAGGGAGAAAAUUUGACCCCCACAGUGACCACGUCAGACUGCUGCAUGUGGAGAGCAGUCGCUGUGGAGCACCACUUGCCCGCAGCCUCCUUCGGGAAGCGGAAGGCCCCCUCCCGUCUCCUCAGAUGGCCCCCCCCCCCAUCCACUCACUGCUGGUCAAAGUUAUAAUAAUAGUACUUCAGUAUCGUCUUCUGCUGCUACUGUAGUUCCGCAAACUGCCACCUGAAAAAGCGGGUCUUUUUUGUCCGGGGGGGGAGGGGGGGCUUGUUGAACAUGAAGUGCCAAACUGUGGCCUGUUGUUGGCAGGAAUUCUGUAGGGCAACAGUUGGAGAUGAUGGGGGAAGGAGAGGUUUCUACUGCUUUUAAAACAGUGUGACAGUGUGGAUAAGGGAGAAUAGGUUGUUUUUAUUAAAAGAAACAUUGAUGAAGGGCUGUAGAAUGCAGGAAACGUAACUUCUGAUCUCUUAAAGUAUUCGCAGACAAGGAAAGCAGAGGCGGCCAAGGCCUGCUCAGCUGAGGUCUCAGUGCUGCUGGACUCCAGAGAAGAGAGUUUGGGUGGGAGGUCAGGGUGGAAGCACCUGAAGGGUGGUAAGAAGAAUGAGGAUCCUUGAGGCUUGGUCAGUUUUGUGAUUUGCUUCCCAGUCCAACGAGGAUUCUGAAACUUAGUUCAGCGAGGGAUUUCGAACAGCUCCAGCGUGUCCUGAAUUCCUCCAGCUCUGACUUUGGAUGCAUUUCAAGGCUCUUUCCGCUUCAGGCCUUUUCCUUUCAAGGGAGAGACCUUGGGCCUGGCCAGGAAAUGUAUUAGAGGAUCUGGUGGUUUUCUUUUGGUAUGCAGCAAAUUAACAGGAUUCAUUACACAGGUCAUCUCAUAAUUAUUAUAUAUCGCAGGAAGGGGUCGUCUACCAGGCACAGCCAUUUAUCAUUUACCCUUUUGAAAUGGCUUCAUUAUACCAAGAGGCCUCUAGAGACUUGCUGCAGUGAAUCUGUCAUGCACACAAAUUUGCAUUGCUGUGUUUCAAAGUGUCAGCUCUGGUGUCUGUGAAAGAUUCAGCAGCUCGGGAUGGACUCUCCAGGCUCAAAAUUGUGGUCCUGAGCGUUAGAAGCUGGCCUUUAACAGCCUCCGGUUACAAUUAGCAAGAUUUGAACCCAGGACUGCUUGCCGUAUCCAUCUCUGACUGGAAGUUAAUCUGACGUAUUCAGUAAGGAGAAAUGCUAAAGCAGCUAGAUGAAUAAUUUCUACAGGGAAGAGUCACCAUGCAGUGAAUUUUCACUGCAAUUCUUCCAUGAUAGCUGUUUCCUAAAAAAGUACCCGCAUCUGGUGAAACAGACUUACAGCUACAUAAUGCAAUGUCCAUUUCAAGGAACUGUUUUUCUGUUCCCUCGGUUUGUGUUGACAUCUGCCUUGGGAAAUAUAUUUGUAUAAAUGUCCCAGGGUCUCAUUCAUUCCCCAUUUAAAUGGGAACCUGCCCCCACUAGCUAGCUGCUGAAUGUUGGCCUGCCCUUCCUCCCAGAGGCUCCAGGUGGCAUGCAUCAUUCUCCUUUCCAUAGUUUAUCAUCAUAACAACCCUGAGAGAUGGGUUAGGCUGGCCCAGAAAGAACCACUUUUAAAGAAUUGGGUUCAGGUUCCCCAGACCCUGCUCAGGUUCCCUGCAGCUGCACAGCAACUGCGGGGAAUGGCUGUUAAAAAAUAAAGGCGAGCCUAAAGGGCCGCAGAAUCCCACCCAAAGGAAGGAAGUGCUCCUGUCUCCCCUCGAGCUGUUUUCCAAAACAGCAAGAGUGUGUGUGGGGGGGGUGUCUCUGUUUUUGCUGCUCCACAUGGACUAUUCUGUGCACACGGAGAAGUAAAAACAGGGAAAUAUCCUCCUGUUCCCCACUUUGCUAUUUUGAUACAAGGAAACAGCUUGGGAGGGGAGGCAGGAGCUCUUCCUUCCCCCGAGGUGGUAUUCUGAGGCCGUUUGGGCUCUUUAUCGUUAGCAGCCAUUCCCCACAGCUGCUGUGUGGCUGCAGGGUACUUGAAUUGGGUCUGGGGAAACCGGACUUAGCUCUUUAAAAACAAUCCAGCUUGAUGCUGAGUGGGGAUUCAAGCCCAGGUGUCCCAGAUUCUAGUUCCGCCUGCUAACCACUUUGAAAGAUUGCCUGUCUGUCACAGAUAAGAUAUAGUCACACUUUAAUGAAUAUUCUGCAGGCUUAGUGAAGUGUGAAUUAUGAGCUACUUUCUUUUUACACCUAGUGUAAGUAAGCUACUACUGAGAGGGAGGGAAAUGGUGGAUUGUGACUACUGGCAGAUACUACUCAGACAAGUCAAGGCGUCCUUUUCAUAUUGUCCCUUGAUGGAGGGGCAGGAUUAUCUUGUACUAUGAUGUGUGUAGCACAUUGUGAAGCAGGCUUUACUCUUUCCACCUUCAGUAGUGUUGCAGCUUAUGCCAGGCAUUACUCCACAGUAGAGAUGGGCACAAACCAAAAUAUGAACCAAAAUUCAUGACGAACCAGGCCGGUUUGUGGUUUGUGAACCAGUGGUUCGUCAGAUCCCACUUCUGAUGAACCGCGACGAACUUUAGGCUGGUUCAUUUGGUUCGUUUUUCAAUUCAUCACUGCAGACAGCCGGGUGCCGAUCAAUCAGUUUCCUAGGCAACAGGAGAUGGACUUCCUGCAGACCUUUUGCUGACCUGGAAGUGACCUUCUGCUGACACGGAAGUGGUGAUUUGCUGGCCCGGAAGUGACAUUUUCACAAACCAAAAAUAACCAAUUCUUGAACCGGGCCAUGUUUGUGAAAGUUCAUGGUUCAUGAAACGUGACAAACCAGAACCGCAUGGUUCAUUUUUUUUCUGGUUCGUGCCCAUCUCUAGUCCAUAGGUUUCCCACAGCUCCAUUGUUAUCCAUGUUGAACCACUAAUGCUAUCAUUUCAGGUCAACUUAAAUGCAGUCUAGAUCCAGUCACAAUGAAUUGUGCUCAAAAUUGACUGUGGCCAUCUUGCCCAGUCUAUAGCAAAAUUUAAUGUCUAAAUUCUUUCACUACAGUGUUACUUCACAGCACAGAUGUUGAUAUCAGACAGACUAGUCAAUAAGAUCAAAUCAAGGAGAAUUUGGAUCUGAAGCAGGAUGGAAAUUACAUUCACACACACACACACCUUUCUGUUCUAAUACCAUUCAAUUUCCAUUUUAAAACCCUGUAAGAUGGAGGAUCCUCAGAUGAAGAUUUGGUCACCAUAUCACUGGUACUGGUGACCAGCAAAACCUCUAGGUGGAACAAGCACUUUGCUUUUGUGUAAAUAUAACCGAAAGAAUACACUGGAUCCUUCUGUAGAAGAAAUGGUUGGUGGUGAAGGCCUUAUCUUAGCCUGAUCACAAUUAAUAGAAGCUUUGGAAGAUAAGCUC
Messenger RNA from Eublepharis macularius, 8155 nucleotides. RefSeq names its product par-3 family cell polarity regulator beta (gene PARD3B). Gene Ontology annotation, biological process: microtubule cytoskeleton organization; cell adhesion; establishment of centrosome localization. NCBI's taxonomy places the organism in Eukaryota, Metazoa, Chordata, Lepidosauria, Squamata, Eublepharidae. Gene Ontology annotation, cellular component: adherens junction; apical plasma membrane; apical junction complex. The record is from RefSeq and is a predicted model, not a curated record. Gene Ontology annotation, molecular function: protein binding; phosphatidylinositol binding. Bases 186 to 3794 code for a protein of 1202 amino acids. The transcript is spliced from 23 exons.